Cyprinus carpio (common carp) is the source of this 2595-nucleotide messenger RNA. Its product is annotated as LIM and calponin homology domains-containing protein 1-like. Gene Ontology annotation, biological process: regulation of focal adhesion assembly; positive regulation of stress fiber assembly. Bases 1 to 2580 code for a protein of 859 amino acids. The record is from RefSeq and is a predicted model, not a curated record. Gene Ontology annotation, molecular function: myosin II head/neck binding. Gene Ontology annotation, cellular component: stress fiber. The transcript has 13 exons. Lineage: Eukaryota; Metazoa; Chordata; Actinopteri; Cypriniformes; Cyprinidae.
AUGUCUCAUCGCCCUGGCCGGACAGGGUUGCUGGUUAAAAAGAUCAAUAGACUUCCAACACCCAUUGCAGGGCUGGAUAAUCUGACCAUGUUUCUGAGAGGAUGCGAAGAUCUGGGAUUGAAGGGAUCACAGCUGUUCGAUCCCGGAGACCUGCAGGAUACGUCGAUAAGAGCAAACUUAACGGGCUCUGACUGCAGUAGAAAGCUGAAGAAUGUGCUCAUAACCAUAUACUGGCUUGGUAAAGCUGCUAACAGCUGUACAACAUAUAACGGCCCCACACUCGACCUGAAAGAGUUUGAGGGGCUUCUUUCCAUGAUGCGAAAGGAGUGUGUAAAUGAAGAUUUCGACUCCCCUAAGCGCAGUAUAAGGGACAGCGGUUACAUUGACAGCUGGGAAUCAGAGCGCUCUGAUUCGCUGUCUCCUCCGAGGCAUGGCCGUGAUGAUUCAUUUGACAGUCUCGACUCAUUUGGCUCACGAUCACAGAACACACCCUCCCCAGACACAGUUAUUCGCUGCAACAGUGAUGACUCUGAAGGUGACGCUGGGCAUAGAAAGUUGCCAGACGUGCGUAAGGAUGACAUGUCUGCCCGCCGCGUGUCCUACAAAGAGCCUCGCGUAGCUCUACCCUUCAAUCAGUAUCUGCCAAACAAGACCAACCAGACCAACUACCUUCCUGCUCCCCUGAGGAAGAGGAGGAGCGACAGAGAGGAAGACAGGAGGAGUCUGAGCAACUCAACAUCUCCUGUAGGAGGAGAAAGACCUCUCAGACAAGAGGGUUUAGAAGUGUUAAAAGAGGAGGCUGUCGUGUCUCGAAGCCUUGUGUUCCAGAAAAAUUCCACCUGGGUGAAUGAGAAAGGGGUGGAGCUUGAGGAGGCGGAGCUUAAGAAAAUGAGAAAGCUGGAAAAGGCGGGAGUAAAAGUAUUACCUGCCCCUGUGCGAUAUAACAGUCCAAUUGUGAACCCUGUGGAGGCCAGUAAAGCUAAACCACCUUCACCUGACAUCAUUCUCCGUCGUGACAAUGAGUUCAUGCACGCCGCUGCUCCACAACAGUGGGAUUCGAAUGAGGAAGAUGAUGACGAAGAGGCAGAACGGAAGGUUCCAGAUGUCCAAAAGGAUGAUCUUGCUUCUCGCAGAGCACGAAUGAAUCAGUUUAAACCCAGAAUAGCACAUCACUUCCUGCCAGGCUCUUGUAGCUGGAAGGACCGAGAAAAAUGGGAGGGAAUCAGACUGGCAUCCCAGCAUGCCGUGUUGGAGAGGAUGGAGAAGAUGGAACAGGAGAAAAUAAGUCAGGCUGACUCCGCCUCCCCUGAGGUGCCAAUCAUAAUUCGUAAGGACAAUCCUUUCUUGAAUCCCGAAAAAGACAGGGGAAAAGAGGGGAAUGAGGAAGAUGAAAGAGAGGAAGAGGGGAAGAUAGUUAUUCCAAACCCACUCAAAGAUGAUCUAGCCAGAAGGCGGACUGGGAGAGGGCCACACCCUCCCAAAGAUCCUCAUCAGUCAUUGGUCCAGGCUUCCAUCACUCGGUCAGACCUGGAGAAAUGGCAGAGGCUCAAGAUGAAUACAGAUAGCAGUGAGUCUGACUCCACUUCUGCUGAAGUGUCAAUCAUAACUCGCAAGGACAACCCCUUCCUGACCCCUGAGAAAGACAGUGAGAGUGAGCCAGAGAAGGAGGAGGGAACAGACAGAGAGAAAGGGGCAAGGGUGGUGAUGCAUAAUAUAAAGAAAGAUGACCUGGCCAGAAGGCGGGGCCAAAGUGGGCCUGUCCCACAGAGGGAUCCCCGGCAGUCAUUGGCUCAAACAACCAUCACUCAGUCAGACCUGGAGAAAUGGCAAAGGCUCAAGAUGAAUACAGAGAGCAGCGAUGACCCUAUUGUCCCUCUGUGUCAGAUGUGUCUUGAGAAAGGCUGCCUCUCUGUUUCCUCCAAGAUGACGGUUGCCAAGAGCGACGUGGCCAGUUGCCGAGAACAUUCCUCCGGUGAACGGCGGCGUUUUGUAACAUUUGGGGGUGUGACAGAGAUGGAGAGUACUUCUUGGAAAGAGGAGGAGGAUGAGGAAAGGGGAGAGGGACAGGGGAACGAGGCAGAGAAGCUUCGAUAUCUCCUCUCGAUGGCACCUGUUGCUGUGCCCACCAUAGGGCAGGGCUCCAUACUGACAAAGAGAGCGGUGGGCAGUGGAGAUGCAAACCCUGAGCCUCCUCCCAUCAUGCCCCCUGAACCUCCGAACCGUGUUAUGUUUGACCUUAAAAGGCCUUUGGCCUCCACUGAGCGCAGAAUGCUGGAGGAGGAACUGGCUGAGAAAGCAAAGGAUGAGAGGGAGGAUGAUGAAGAGGAUGAAGAAGAAGAGAGGCAACCAGAUAUAGAAAAGGACGACAUGCUCGCUCGUAGAACAGGAGCAUUACAGAAGCCAGCAAGCGGGACUUCAUAUAACAGAUUCCUCCCGCACCCGGGUUCUAAGAGACAGUGUGCCACAGCAGCUUCCUUAGCCCAGAAAGGAACGAGUGGAGAAAGAGAUCUCCAGUAUAUUGAAAGAAGCAUAAAGACAAAGAGAACCAAGAUUGGACAGAGGUGGGACAGGCAAGAAUAACUGGCAGUCUCAAAC